Molecule: messenger RNA, 1138 nt
Organism: Chenopodium quinoa (quinoa)
Lineage: Eukaryota; Viridiplantae; Streptophyta; Magnoliopsida; Caryophyllales; Amaranthaceae
Product: 23 kDa jasmonate-induced protein-like
Exons: 2
Coding region: 221-871 (216 amino acids)
Source: RefSeq, a predicted model, not a curated record
GUACACCUUUCACAGGAGGGUCUCCAACUAACUAGGCCAACCUUUAUUUUCAAUCAAGAACGAACAUAGAAGUAGUAUAUAUAUGAACUAUUAAGCUCUAUAUCAUUACACAUUUAGCCAGUGUAGUGAAAAAGGAGCUAAUUUAGCUAAUAUCAAUAAUUAAGAGAAGAGAAGAAGAAAAAAAAAAAAAAAAAAAAAAAACCUAUUUUUGCCAAGGAGGAUGAAUCCCUUUGGUUCUCCAAUUACAGAUCAAACCUUGAAACAAAUGUCAAAGUAUAGAGGUAAAGAAAUAACACAAGAAGAUAGAGCGAGAGAGGCAAUGAGAUUGAUCCAUGCCGAGGACAAGAACAUUAGUGCUCUUGAAUAUGUCCUCGGUCUUAAGUCCGACUAUGGUAACGGAGUUUGCACAUUAUGCCUUGUGUAUAAUGGUACAGGGGAUACCCUUGAAGUUGUAGAGAAGAAGGAUUGGUUGGGUUAUGUCUAUAAGGAGAACCCACCCAAUUCCUUUCAAAACGGUCAGUGGCUCGCCUUCUUGCACGCCCACCCAACAGCACAGGCUUACGGCUCGGAAGCUGCACGGGUGUAUCGUGGUAAGAACAUCAAAGGAGAGGUUCGUGACUACAUGAUAGCUUGGUGCACCCCUUGGAGUACCACCCAAAACUCGGCUUAUACCGAGGUUCGUGAAGAAGGUCACUUUCCACAGUAUUGGGAUUAUAUCAAAUCUAGUCUGCUCGAAAGGGCUAAUAAAAUCACAGUAGACGACACGAGCGACAAAAAUUGUGCAUCAGCUGUGAGUAUUGGUGGCAUCACUUCACCCGAAUUCAUCGCAAUACUCAAGCACAAAUUUAGUCCAGAGCCAGCAAAAAAAUAAAAAAUAAGAUGGAAUUUAAAGAUCUUAUGUUAUCAAGUUUUUUCAUAUUUGUCUGUCUUAUAUUAAUGUAAUUUUUCUUUGAUCUUUGUCUGUUUUUAUGUAUUGUUUCUUAAUAAAUUCCAGCAGUAGUACGUAAUAAACAGAAACAAUUGUUGUGUUCCAGUGUGAAACUAAACUCUUUCUGUUAGAGUCUAUGUGAAUGUUGUUUUACAAAGAAUGUUAAAUCAUUCAUAGGAGGUCUAAUAAAGAUAAUGUUGUUGUGUUCUA